AUGGUGACACCAGAAAAGAGCCUUUCAACAGCUUUAAAUGCUAGAACCAUAGGCUCAGGCAACGAAACCAUAGUUUUGUGUCAUGGAUUUGGAACAGACCAGUCCAUAUGGCACAAAAUCAUUCCCCUUUUGGCUGAAAAUUACACUCUGGUUCUCUUUGAUUGGCCUUUUUCUGGGGCAGUCACAGAUAAGACCCUUUAUGAGCAUGCCAAGUACACAUCCUAUGAACCUUAUGCUGAUGAUUUAAUCACUGUCAUAGAUGAGAUGGACCUCAAGUGUGUCACUUUUGUUGGACAUUCCAUGUCUGCUAUGAUUGGUUUAAUUGCUUCCACUAAAAGGCCUCCACUUUUCAAGAGGCUCAUUCUGGUUGCUGCUUCCCCAAGGUAUAUAAAUACAGAUGAUUACAUAGGUGGUUUUCAGAGGUCAGAUAUUGAUGAAUUAGUCUCAACCAUGGAGUUGCAAUAUGAAGAUUGGAUUUCAGCCUAUGCUCCAAUUGCAGUGGAUCCAAAUGAUGCUGCCUCUGUUGAAAGAUUCCAAAGCUGCUUGAAAAGUAUGGAUGUUGAAGUUGCAAUCUCCUUGGCCAAAACUGUGUUUUACAGGCAGUACUUGGAGAACACCAUUAAAGGGGUGACCACUUUGGAGAUCAUCAUAGACAUGAUUGGCCAUUUCCCUCAGCUCACUGCACACCUUAAGCUAGUUGAGGUGCUGAAGGAUGUUGUUGGCUUUGGCCAUGCAUAA
Messenger RNA from Sphenostylis stenocarpa, 738 nucleotides. The record is from the annotation of a GenBank genome assembly. Lineage: Eukaryota; Viridiplantae; Streptophyta; Magnoliopsida; Fabales; Fabaceae.